Messenger RNA from Dujonia railenensis, 933 nucleotides. The record is from the annotation of a GenBank genome assembly. NCBI's taxonomy places the organism in Eukaryota, Fungi, Ascomycota, Pichiomycetes, Serinales, Debaryomycetaceae.
AUGUCUGUGCCUGCUUGGAAGAAAAUUGGUUUAAAGAUAAAGGAGCAGCCUGCUGAGGUUGAGGAUCAGUCUCUCUCUAUAACUCAUUUGGAAAGUUCUACUAUUACGAAUAAGCAGGCCAAGAAACUUAACAAACAAAAGAGAAAGGCCGAGUUGGAAACUUCAGGUGAUAAAAAGCCGCCAAAGAGGGUUAAGAUUCCUAAAUCUGAAAGGGGCCCUCCCCCAGUGAAGGACCAAUUUGUAUACUUGCAACAGUACCAUACCGACAAAGAUAAUUGGAAGUUCAGUAAGCAGAAGCAAAACUGGAUCUUGAAAAACAUACGAAAUAUUCCUGAUGAAUAUGAACUGGCAUUAGUAGCAUAUAUAGAAGGUAUUCAAGGAGGAUCUAGGGAUAGAGUGAUAGAAGAUUUAAAGAAGGUUGUCCAGAAAUGGAACGAUAUCCAGGCCGUUGCUGAAGCUAAAGUUAUGGCCGAGCUAGAGAGAAAGAGAAAUGGUGCAAGUAAGAAGGUCGAUGAAGACAAGGAGGAUGAAGAAAAGGACGAAAAGAAGAAAACAUCCAAAGAAAUCAAGGAAGCCACGAAGAAGAAGGCUCAAGAGCAGGAGGAAGAGGCUCCACCUGAUGUUGAGUAUGCCAAGAGGUGUAGAAUACUCAUCAAGGCAUUGAGUGAUGAAGUGGUUGAAUUGAAUGGAGUUGAGGACGAAGAAGAUGAAGAUGUAGAAGAUGUAGAAGAGCAACAAGAAGAGGAAGCUGCUACAGAAACCAACGAACCAGUGGAAGAUAACUUGAUCUUUGACACCGUUGAGGUGUCUGGAUUCCCUGAGGAAUUUGAAGCUGCAAAGAACCCAAACGGAAAGGGCACAUCCAAGAAAGACAAGAAGAGUAAGAAGAAGAAGUCCAAGUCUAAAUCCAAGGCAAAGCCAAUCUCUGAAUAG